This is a messenger RNA of Sturnus vulgaris (Common starling), 2046 nucleotides long. RefSeq names its product solute carrier family 22 member 4 (gene SLC22A4). Gene Ontology annotation, cellular component: membrane. NCBI's taxonomy places the organism in Eukaryota, Metazoa, Chordata, Aves, Passeriformes, Sturnidae. The record is from RefSeq and is a predicted model, not a curated record. Gene Ontology annotation, biological process: carnitine transport; transmembrane transport. Gene Ontology annotation, molecular function: transmembrane transporter activity; ATP binding.
GCGGAGUGUCGCGGUCGUCAUGCAUGACUACGAUGCGGCCACCGCCUUCUUGGGCGAAUGGGGACGCUUCCAGCGCCUCGUUUUCUUUCUACUCAGUGCCAGCAUCAUUCCCAAUGGUUUCAAUGGGAUGUCGGUCGUGUUCCUGGCCGGCGCGCCCGAGCACCGGUGCAUCGUGCCCGGCGGGGCCAACCUGAGCGACGAGUGGCGCAACGCCAGCAUCCCGCUGGAGCUGCGGGGCGGGCAGGAGGCGCCGAGCCGCUGCCGCCGCUACCGCCUGGCCGCGCUCGCCAACUUCUCGGCGCUGGGGCUGCGACCCGGCUCCGACGUGGAGCUGGAGGCGCUGGAGCAGGAGCCGUGCCUGGACGGCUGGGAGUACAGCCGCGAUGUCUAUCACUCUACAAUCGUCACCGAGUGGAACCUGGUGUGUGAGGACAACUGGAAAGCCCCAUUGACCACCUCUCUCUUCUUUGUGGGGGUCCUCAUCGGCUCCUUCAUCUCAGGGCAGCUGUCAGACAGGUUUGGCAGGAAGAAUAUCCUUUUUUUGACAAUGGCGGUGCAGACUGGCUUCAGCUUCCUGCAGAUCUUUUCUACCAGCUGGGAGAUGUUCACAGUGCUCUUUCUCAUUGUGGGGAUGGGACAGAUCUCUAACUACGUGGUGGCCUUCAUUUUGGGCACAGAAAUUCUUGGCAAAUCAGUUCGUAUUCUAUUCUCUACGUUAGGAGUUUGCAUAUUUUUUGCAAUUGGCUACAUGUUGCUGCCACUGUUUGCUUACUUCAUCAGAGACUGGCGGAUGCUGCUGCUGGCGCUCACUGUCCCGGGGCUGUUCUGCAUCCCGCUCUGGUGGAUCAUUCCUGAGUCUCCUCGGUGGCUGAUCUCGCAGGGAAGAUAUAAGGAGGCAGAAGCUAUUAUCCAAAAGGCUGCAAAAAUAAAUGGCAUUCCAGCUCCAACUGUGCUUUUCAAUACUGCAGAGAUGCAGGAUUCGAAGCCUCAGCAGCAGCAGAAGGCUAUCCUUCUGGACCUAUUUCGAACCCGAAACAUUGCAACUAUUACUAUUAUGUCAUUACUUAUGUGGUUUUUCACAUCAGUUGAUUACUUUGGCCUGUCCCUCAGCACUCCAGAUUGGCAUGGAAAUGCCUACGUCAAUUGUUUCCUCUCAGCUGUUAUUGAAGUUCCAGCUUAUGUGAUUGCCUGGCUUCUCCUCCGCUCCUUCCCACGCCGCUACUCCUUAUCUGGCACCUUUUUUUUAGGGGGAAGUGUAGUCCUCUUCAUUCAAUUGGUUCCUGCAGAACUUAAUGUCCUCUCUGUUGGACUGGUGAUGCUUGGGAAGUUUGGCAUCACAGCUGCGUUUUCAAUGCUUUAUGUCUACAAUGUGGAGUUGUACCCAACACUAGUGCGAAACAUGGCAGUUGGAGCAACUUCCACGGCUUCCAGGCUGGGCAGCAUCAUUGCUCCUUAUUUUGUUUACCUGGGUGCCUAUGACAGAUUCCUACCAUAUAUCUUGAUGGGAAGCCUGACAGUGCUGAUUGGGAUCCUUACCCUGUUUCUCCCAGAGAGCUAUGGCAGUCCACUGCCCGAGAGCUUUGAGCAGAUGCUGAAGGUAAAAUGUUUCAGAAAUGGGAAACAAACCACUGGCAUUAGAAGUUCCAAGGAGAGUCCUAAAAGUCUGAUAACACCUUUGUGAAGAAAGACACACCUCUCAGAGGGGCUGAAAGAAGAACAAAAUAAUUUCAAAAUGCAUUUUCUGCCAGAGGAAAAUGAACAAAACCCAACAGCUACUGCACCAUAGUUGCUAUCUCCUGCGCUGCUGUCCCCAAAUUACAUAGUCUACUGAUCAGAUGCUGUCUACCUGUAGGACUAUUAGUGUGUAAUUCAGUGUCCUGUUUCCUGGGGUUUGUCAGCAGACACAGUCCCUGUUUAGAAAUGGGGGCCUGUCUGCGCUAUACACAAGUAAGCUGGAAGUGAGCCUUAGAAAUAAUACAGCAGUGACUCCAGGCAGUCAGGUACUUGAUCAAAGCUGCUGAAUGGGGAAAAAAAUAGCAAAUGUAA